Molecule: messenger RNA, 801 nt
Organism: Rhizophagus irregularis DAOM 181602=DAOM 197198
Lineage: Eukaryota; Fungi; Glomeromycota; Glomeromycetes; Glomerales; Glomeraceae
Source: RefSeq, a predicted model, not a curated record
GGAUAUUAUUAGCUGUCAAUAAAAAAUGAUUUAUAAGCUGCCAAUCAAAGGUGAUUUACAAUUAAUUAUAAAAAAUGACUCAUUUGAAAUUACAGUCUCGUGACUUUUUUGUUUGCCAAUAAUUUUCUACACAUGAUUUUUAAUGCAUUUAUUUUGACACGUAUCGCUGUUAGGUUUACAGUUUGUUUGGGUCACUUUUCUCUCCUCGUCUUUUGUGGUCAAAUUUUCUUAAUGUCUCACAUCUCAGGAAAAGAUAAAAAGCUAGAUAUUGGCGAUAUUUACAGAGAUUCCCUAAAAGCAUCUGAAGAAUAUGAAGCUUGUUUAACUACUACUAUAUAUGGUGAUACGUAUUUGGACCCAGAAAAAUGUAAAGCUAGAGGUUUUGAUCCAAUCAAAGCACUUGAAGAAGAGGAAGAAAGAACUGAUUUGUCUGGGGAAUGGAUUGAAAGAACAGCGGAUAAGAAAGGAUUUAACGCUAUGUUUCAAGAAUUUAUUGAUAAAGCUCCGCCAGAAUAUGUAAAUAAAGAUCUGAAAUUUUCGGUUUGCUUUGAUGACUUCCCAAAGAAAAAAAAUAAGGGAAAUAAGAGUUAUAAAAAGCUACCAAUAGAGAAAAAUCGUUCUUUACUGGACAAAGCUUCAUAUCUUCUUAACCGUAAAAUCAAACUUGAAGAUGGAUUCCAUGUCAAAGUUGUUAGCGUAAAGAUGAGCAAUGACGGUAUUUUUUUGGAGGUGGAGGAAAAAGUGGGAGAUAAAUUGGAAUAUUACGAAAUUAUGUAUCAGCAAGAUAUGGUUGGGGUAUAA